AUGCAAAUCUGCGAGAGGGUAGAAGAACAGUUGGCCCAAUACCUGGUGCUUCGCCGAAGCUCAGCAAGACGCUCGGCAACCCCCGUCUACGCAGCCCAUCAGUGGUCUUGCUUAACGACGCCCCGCUAUGGCACAUCUAUGGCACCCCUCUUGAAGUCAUUCAAGCAAGUUGCUUCGAAGAGCACACAAAUACUCCAGAUAUGCGAGGAAGUGAUAAAGGAGACUGCACCAGAGAAAGGCGAAGACCACCGUAGUAUUCAACAGAGGCUGGGAGAGUUCCCAGUUCACCUAACACGAUCAGGAGAGUCCAUUGGUGAAGAACGUGGAGGAAGCGAACUCCCGCUGAACACCAAACUUUUUGGCACUUGCUGCAUCAAUAACCAUGGUUUUGAUAUGGUCUGCCCUGUGCCGGACCCCUGGCAACAAAGCAGGGAUGGUAGGGUUGGUGCAACGGAGGCUUUCCUACAGUCAGCAUGGUUCAAUGGAGGCGGCACCGUGUUUUCCACAGGCUUCUACAGGGACGACAUUUUCGCCUUUACGCGGAGUUGGUUGGAGGCGGCACCGUGUUUUCCACAGGCUUCUACAGGGACGACAUUUUCGCCUUUACGCGGAGUUGGUAACACAUAUACAAGUACAGUUACUGAUGCGUUAGGGCAGCAGGAUGUUUCUGAGCUUCCACUGGAGUCACUUAGGUGGACAGAGCCUAUGGCACAUGUUCUAGAACAGGCUACAGCUCCACAGCACCCAGGUGAGCCAGCGUUGCGGAGUUCUGCUGGGAAGUGGAAGGAAGACGGGGGAGAUUUUCCAGGACAUCCUUGGUUUACACCGUCGUGGGUUCCGUACGAUGUUUCGCACCGGAAUCAUUUUGGCUCCAGAGCCACUGGAUUUGAUGCGACGCUACGGCAGUCUCGGUCUGCCUGUGAGCGAACCGAAACCAGGAAAGAGACAGUUUUGGGCGAAGCUGCACAACUGAACUUACAGCAUAUCAUUGGGGGCAGUUCUUUACCAAUGGGAGAAGCUGACGUUGCGUCGGUUGUGCCGGGUUCGGAUGCUGCUAAAUCUCCGCAGGAUUUAAUGCCUGUGGAGACAGACCCGGUGAAUCUACCGGAAAUGGCAGAUGAUCAGACCACAGCAACCGCGUUCCGAAGUAGGAAGAUAGCUGAAAUUGCGAACAUGCUAUCACUUGCUGCCGAGGAAUUCGAGAGGGGUUUGAAGGGCGUUCAGGAGCGGUUGGAGCCGGUCUCCUGUGGGCAGUUUAUUGCUCAGGGGCAGCCCCAUGGGGACGCACCCGUGCAACGAAUUCUGUCCCAGUCGCCUAUGUGCUCUUCUGGAGCAGGGUGUGGGGCAAGCCAGCCUAUACAGCCGCUGAUGAUGAGUAGCCCUGCAUAUAGUGGCGACAGUGGGCGGCUGGGGCAAGCCAGCCUAUACAGCCGCUGA
Molecule: messenger RNA, 1437 nt
Organism: Eimeria mitis
Lineage: Eukaryota; Apicomplexa; Conoidasida; Eucoccidiorida; Eimeriidae
Source: RefSeq, a predicted model, not a curated record